AUGAUCGUUCCCGAUUUCAGAGCACUUCUAGACGACAUAGUCACCAAUUCAGAUCGUGGCAUGCACAUUUACGGCCAUGGCGAUACGAAAAAUGGCCAAUGGCUUAGUUAUGCCGAACUUCGAGCCGUCGCAAAGCAGACUGCAACCAAGAUCCGCCAAAUCGAUGGAUUCAAGCACCACGGCAUCAUACUGCUGCACCUUGAUAACCACUGGGAUAACAUCAUCUGGUUCUGGUCAACGGCCUAUGCAGGCUGCGUGCCGGCUAUGUCAACUCCAUUUCAUGGAAACGGUGUCACCCCUGGCCAAGCCCUUGAAGCAGUCAGAGAAGAUCGCCUUGCUCUUCUCAUGCUCACGUCGGGAAGUACGGGGAAUGCAAAAGCUGUAUGCCUUACGCAUAGCAAUCUUCUCGCUUCCAUGAGAGGCAAAUCCUUGCGCACGCAUACGCCGCCAAAUACGUGCUAUUUCAAUUUUAUUGGUCUGGACCACGUGACUGGAUUAAUUGACGUUCACCUUCGUGUUCUAUACUCGAAAGUCAGCCAGGUCCAUAUCCAAAAGGCCGAUUUGAUUUCCGAUCCUCUCGAGUUUGUUUAUUUGGCUAAUAAGCACCGUAUUAGCCUUACGCUCGCACCCAACUUCUUCCUAUCCAAGUUACGGCCAGCAAUGGACAACGCGGAAGCGCAGCUCAUCGAGAGCAAUCUUGAUUUGAGCUGUCUGACAUGUAUUCUUUCUGGCGGCGAAGCAAACGUCGUUGAGACUGCAGAUGCUUUGUCGCGACAUCUAAGCAAGUUCGGGGCCCCUCGUUGCUGCAUCAUCUCUGCCUUUGGCAUGACCGAGACUUGUGCAGGAGCAAUACUGAAUGUAGAGUAUCCGGAAUACGAUAUCCGUCGGGGUUAUGAGUUUGCAUCUGUGGGCAUGUGUUGUUCGGGCAUUGAGAUGCGGAUCAAUGUCUCGAAUACGGCCUCGAUGAAAGACUUCCACACCAAUGGCACUAACAUUGUAAAGAGUGGAAGUAGGAUACAUAAUGGAAAUCAUUCUGCAGAUACAGCUGUAGGUGAUCUUGAAGUGGGCGGCGAGGUAGUCUUCGAGCGCUACUACAACAACCCAGUCGCUACUACAGAGUCAUUUACAUCUGAUGGCUGGUUCAAGACCGGCGAUCAAGCAAUGGUCGAUAGCGAAGGCCAUUUGAACAUCGUCGGUCGAACCAAAGACACCAUGACCAUCAACAGUGUCAAGCGUUACCCCCAGCUUCACUGUCUGUUUUGCGCACACCGGUUACCAGGAGCUUCAACCGAAACAGCGUGCGUUGUAUACCUUCCAACCUACCAGCUCGACAACAAUGAUAAUGAUGUUAUUGCUGCCCGGAUGCGCGCGCUGGAUGGAAUUACAAAGAUAGUCGUUCUCCAAACAGGCUUCAAAUCCUACGUGCUACCCCUGAACGAGACGCUGCUCCAAAAGUCCACUCUGGGCAAGCUCUCACGAAGCAAAAAUCGCAACGCGCUGGCUGAAGGCAAAUAUGCCGCUUUGGAAGAAGAAAACAAAGCAAUAAUCAACGGCCAGUUUCCCGGCCCAUUGAUCGAAGCUGACUGGGGGGAUACGAUCAGCGUUACUGUGGCAAACAACAUCGACACUGAUACAGCCGAGGGGAUGACCCUUCAUUGGCACGGGCUACUUCAAAGAAAAACGCCGUGGAUGGACGGCGUCCCUGGAGUCUCUCAAUGUCCAAUUCCACCCGGCGGUGGCAAUUUCACAUAUACCUUUCAAGUCGACCAGUUUGUACAACGAACCCCCCAGCCUUUGUCAACGUUGACAACAACCUCAUCAAUGGCAAAGGGGCCUACGACUGCCAGUUCAGAUCGCGAACAAGGCACUGAUCUAGCCAAAUUCAACUUCACCUCCGGCAAGCUGCACCGACUGCGCCUCAUCAAUACCGGCAUGAAUGCCAACCAGAAGUUCAGCAUCGAUGGGCACGAAAUGACCAUCAUAGCCAAUGACUUUGUGCCUGUCGAGCCCUACAACAUGACCGUCGUGACUCUAGGCGUCGGCCAAUGCACCGAUGUCAUCGUCAAGGGAACCGGGCAACCCACGGAUCUGUACUGGAUGCGUUCAGACGUCGACAUGGACUGCUUGAACAUGACCGACACGUUCCCCAAUGCCACGGCCAUCAUCUACUAUGAGAAUGCAAAUCUGUCCGCCGUGCCAACUACAACACCGACCUCCUUUUGGUCGAGCAAUUCAUGCGCCACCGAUCCUCUUCAGAGCACCACCCCUUACUACCCGCAAACACUUUGUUGA
Messenger RNA from Talaromyces atroroseus, 2292 nucleotides. RefSeq lists its product as hypothetical. The record is from RefSeq and is a predicted model, not a curated record. NCBI's taxonomy places the organism in Eukaryota, Fungi, Ascomycota, Eurotiomycetes, Eurotiales, Trichocomaceae. The transcript is spliced from 4 exons. Gene Ontology annotation, molecular function: copper ion binding; oxidoreductase activity. The coding region runs from base 1 to 2292 and encodes 763 amino acids.